CGAGUCAGUGACGACCCACCACUGGUGAGACACGGUUCGCGCGCCCGUGUGUGUCUCUAAAGACAAUAUAAGUAUUAUAUAUUUUUAUCUAUACACAUAAGCAUAAAGAACAUAGAAACGUAUAUAUGUGUUGACGGUCAGCGCAUUAUUUUAUAUUAUCCUUUCCCAAAUGGAUAUCCUCGGGCUAAACAAGCACUUGGCGCUUUUGAUACUUAUUAUAUCGUUGAAUAUAUCCUCAUCGCUGUCUAGACAGCAUCGCCUCCGACAUGGCAGACACAAAAGACAACAGUGGAACGCUACGUUUAGCAGUUCCGGAUUCAUACCCGAGUACCACGUGUACCUUGAAGGAGGCGGUCCUGAAGGAUAUGGCGAAUGGACUCCUUGGUCAGACGAUAGUCAAUGUUCCCGGAGUUGCGGCGGAGGAGUCGCUUACCAAACUAGACGGUGUUUAACAUACAGGCCAGAUGGUACCGAAGAAUGUACAGGCCCAUCGAAACGAUACUACUCGUGUAAUACUCAACGGUGUCCGCGGGGCAGUUUGGAUUUCCGCCUCGAACAAUGUUCAGCGUUCAAUCGCGUUCCAUUCGAAGGAUCGACAUACGAAUGGAUACCGUAUACUAAAGCGCCGAACAAAUGCGAACUCAAUUGUAUGCCUAAAGGCGAACGGUUUUACUACAGACACAGAAACAAGGUGAUAGAUGGCACAACAUGCGACGAAGAGAGAUUGGAUGUUUGCGUCGAAGGCAAAUGCAUGCCUGUCGGAUGCGACAAUGUCCUCGGUUCUCCGAUCAGGGAAGACCGAUGCCGUAAUUGUGGAGGCGACGGCACAAAUUGCAAUACAGUCCGAGGUGUUUUGGACAUGAACGACUUGCAGUAUGGAUACACGGAUAUAUUGUUGAUUCCCGCGGGUGCUACCAAUAUCAGAGUCAGAGAAAUUCAACCGUCCAACAAUUAUUUGGCCAUCAGAAAUGUAACCGGACACUAUUACCUGAACGGUAAUUGGAAAAUCGAUUAUCCUAGGAGUUUGCAAUUCUGCGGUACCGUGUUUCAUUAUGAGAGAAAAAAAAGAACUUUGUACACUCCCGAGAUUAUAACAGCGUUGGGGCCAAUCACGGAGGCUAUUUUCAUUGUCCUGCUGUACCAAGAAUCGAAUCCUGGCAUCGAAUAUGAAUACAGCAUUCCGACCGACGCUGUAAGACAAACCCUGUCCAGAGGUUACAGCUGGAUGUACAGCGAAUUCACCGAAUGUAACACGAGCUGUGGCGGAGGAACAAGAACAAGAAAUGUUUGGUGUGCUCAAAAGAACGACUCGACAUCUGCACCCUCAGAACUUUGCGAUCCUGCUUUGGAACCAUUGAGUACCCAAUCUUGUUCAAUGGAACCCUGUCCACCUAAGUGGUCACCAACCAGUUGGUCGGAGUGUACACACAAAUGUGGAAACAACGGAACUCAAACAAGAGACAUCAAAUGUGUGCGGCGAGUUAGCGGCGUUGACUUGCCCAUAGACAGCGCCUAUUGUGAACAGUAUGAUGGAAAAAAACCAGAAAUCACACAGCCUUGUAACGUUGGCCUAGAAUGUCCGCUUUGGCACACUGACCCGUGGAAAUCUUGCGAUCAACUGUGUGGUCCGGGAAAGCAGACAAGAAAAGUGACAUGUUACAGAAAAGUGGAUAAAAAAAUCAAUGUACUCAACGACAGCGACUGCGAUAGCGAAAAGCCCGAGACAGAAAAGCCGUGCGAGCUUCGCCCUUGCGAAGGCGUCGAUUGGGUGAUAUCUACGUGGUCGGGGUGCGGCGAUUGUAACUUGGACGUUGAAACAAGACAAGUGGUGUGCGCAAACUCAAAGGGCAAACAAUAUGACUCCAAAUUUUGCAAACAGUCAAAGUAUCCAGAAACGUCAAGAAAUUGUACACCGUCGGACGCUUGCGAAUUUCAGUGGUACGCCACUCAGUGGAGCGAAUGUUCUUCCAAGUGCAGCACGGGUGUACAGGUUCGCAAGGUAUUUUGCGGCACUCUCGUCGGGGAGACAAUAAAAAAAGUCGACGUAGCCAAAUGCGAUCCUAACAAAAGGUACGAAGACACUAAAAACUGUACCGGAAAAGAGACUUGCAAGGGAGAAUGGUUCUCGGGACCUUGGAGUGCGUGUACCAAACCAUGUGGCUCGGGUGAGAAGAGCAGGCAAGUGUUCUGCAUAAUCGGUAAUAAAACCGUGACUGCCAAACAGUGUAACGAGGAUACCAUUUUGUAUGCCAGCGACUCGUGUAACGACAAACCGUGCGGAGAAGAUCAAAUCUUGCCGGUAGAAUCGAAAAAGCCGAUUUCCGAAGAAGAUACGUCGGACGACGAAUGCGAAGACGAAAUGAUCACUGUCACUCCAUUUGCCAUCGACCUGGACAGCGAGGUUACCACUAUACCGUACUCGACUGAAACUGACAGUCCUCCUGAAACUGUCACAGACAUAAAAGAAACUACUGUUGCUGCAGUCGAAACCACAACGCAAGAAGAAAUGACAGUUACAACAACUACCGAAGAAUCGACGACGACCACGGUAACACCUAAAACCACUACCUUUACACCAAAGACAACAGCCAAACCGAAAGCAAGCAAACCCUCUGGAACCACCAAGGCUAAGCCCAAACGACCUAAGAGAGAAGCAUUGCCGGAUGUCGUAUUGAAAUUCGAUAAAUCGUCACCGACCACUUUACCAUCCGACGUAAUAUCGUCUUCAACUGAUUAUUCAACCACCGAUAUGUCGUCUACGGACAUGUCGUCUACGGAUAUGUCGUCUACGGACAUGUCGUCUACGGACAUGUCGUCUACGGACCUGCCGUCUACUGAGCUGUCGUCUACGGACAUGUCGUCUACCGAUGUUUCGUCCACUGAUAUGUCAUCCACCGAAAUCAGUUCUACUAGUUCUACCGAAUUGACUAGCUUGAAUGUCACGUAUCCACCGGUGCUCACAACUACCACAGAAACCUACACAAAUACAACGGUAGAGGUUACAGAGACCAGCAGCAGCGAUGCUGUGGACACAACUUCCAAUACUGAGACUUCCGCAGAGUCCACAUCUUCUAUGGUUACCACAGUCCAAUCGUUUAGUAGUUCCGAAUCCGACAGUACUCUGGAAACCGAAUCGAGUUCCAUGUCGAGUCCACUGUCGUCUUCUUCGCCGGCGUCAUCUUCGAGUCCAGAACUUUCAUCUCUUUCUUCGACCGAGCCUAUGUCGUCCACUACAGACCAACCAACGGGUUCCACUGAUCUCACACAAUCGUCUACAGAUUUGUUAUCUUCCACCAGCCAAGCCACUAGCACGACGACCAAAAAAGGUACGCCUAAUGUAAACCCGUUAAUUCGUAAAUUGAACGAUUCGAAACGUAAGUGUAAAAAGAAAAAGAGCAGAGCUUGCGAGAAGUCUGAGUUCGGGUGUUGUUUCGACGGCAAAACACCAGCCAAAGGGCCGUUUAGUUCAGGUUGUGCCGAAGUACAUACGUGUAAAGACAUGGAAUAUGGAUGUUGCCCGGACGAAGUAUCGCCAGCAAGCGGACCCGACAACGAAGGAUGUCCUCCGUCUAUGUGUAACGAGACUUUGUACGGAUGUUGUCCAGACGGUUUUAGUAUUUCUCAGGGUAAUGACAACGAAGGAUGCCCUGUUGAAUUGACCACCGUCCCUGUGAUAACCACCACGGAAGCUCUUGAAAUCGGCUGCCAGACUUCACAAUUUGGUUGCUGUCCAAACGGAAUAACACCAGCCACUGGACCUAGUUUCCAAGGAUGUUACGAGUGUGCUGAAGGAUCUGGAGAGUGUGAUACAUGUUCGGAAACCAAAUUCGGUUGUUGUGCGGAUAACGUUACCGCAGCCUCGGGACCAAACUUCGAGGGUUGUCAGGAUAACAUGACAACUGAUGGUUUCAUGCCGGUUUCGUCUACUACCGAAUUAAAUUACGAUUCUUGCCAAUCAUCCGAAUACGGUUGUUGUCUUGACGGAGUAACUUCUGCAACAGGAAACAACUUGGAAGGUUGCGUAGGCGUUGAUUUCGAUAACUGCACGUUGAAUGGAAAUGACACUGAUUGCUUGCCAGCAUGCGCGAAUACAACAUUUGGAUGUUGCGACGAUAACAGUACCGCCGCGCAUGGACCUAAUAAGGAAGGAUGCUGUUUGGAUACUCAAUACGGUUGCUGUCCGGAUAACAUUGUAUCGGCCGACGGGCCCAACUUGCAAGGAUGCGGCUGUACAUACACUCCCUUCGGUUGUUGUCCGGAUAACACAACUACCGCUAGAGGACCAAACAACGAUGGAUGCGGUUGUCAGUACACCGAACACAAGUGUUGUCCCGAUAAAUUCACCCCCGCCUCCGGUCCUCAGUACCAAGGAUGCCCGUGUCACACUUAUCAGUUUGGUUGCUGUCCGGAUGGUGUGUCUAGAGCGAUGGGUCCGAAUUUGCAAGGUUGCGGAUGUGAAAACUCACAGUUUGGAUGUUGUGGCGAUAACAAGACACCGGCUCAGGACGCAUCUAAAAACUGUAGCUGCGAGGCUUCCAGGUUCGGUUGUUGUUUGGACGGCGUCACGGAAGCGCGGGGCGAGAACUUCGAAGGAUGUUCAGCUAAACCGGCAGUGCCGGGAGCUAACUGUAAGGAACCUAAAGACCGCGGCAGCUGUUCCGAGUUCACUGUCAAAUGGUUCUUCGACACAGAGUACGGCGGUUGUUCUAGGUUCUGGUAUGGUGGAUGUAACGGUAACAACAAUCGCUUCAAAACCCAAGAAGAAUGCAAAGCCGUUUGUGUCGAACCCACCGGACGAGACGUGUGCUACCUGCCGAAGAGCGUGGGGCCUUGUGAAGGAUACUAUCCUACUUGGUAUUAUGAUAGCGACCGCAAACAGUGCGCUCAGUUCAUCUAUGGUGGCUGUCUCGGCAACAACAACAAGUUCCAGACUCGCGAGGAAUGCGAACACAUUUGCGUCAUUCCCGAUACUUUGGAUGCUUGCGAGCAGCCCCUUACGACGGGGCCGUGCCAGGGCAACUACACGCGAUGGUUUUACGACAAAACGACUAGGACUUGUUCAGAGUUCAACUACGGCGGAUGCAAAGGAAAUAAGAAUAAUUUCAUGUCUAAAGAAUCAUGUGCACACAAGUGCAUAAGUCCGUUAAAAACACAAGAAGAAUGUUUGAUGACUGCGGCUCGUGGUAGUUGUGACAAGAAAAUUCCACGGUGGUAUUUUGAUAAUAACGAAAAUGCAUGUAAACCCUUCUAUUUCACCGGUUGUGGUGGGAACGCUAACAGCUAUGAAACGCAAGAAUCUUGCGAAACUAAGUGCCCGCCAAGGCGAAAACUCGACACUUGCAAGCUACCGGCUCUGGUCGGCGAAUGUCAUAACUACACCAGUCGUUGGUACUUUGACGCUUUGGAAGAGCGUUGUAGACAAUUCUACUAUGGAGGUUGCGGUGGUAAUGAAAAUAAUUUUGUCUCCGAGUACGCUUGCGAACGACAGUGUACCGGCAGCAGUAGCCGUUUGACGACUUUACCUCCUGCUGGGUUUUCAAAAGACAAAUGUUUCUUGUAUCAAGACCGCGGCAACUGCACUAACGGGACACCGAAGUACUUCUACGACAGUCAGGAUGGAGUGUGCAAACAGUUUAUGUAUGGCGGCUGUGGGGGCAACGAGAACCGUUUCGAAACGAAACAAGAUUGUGAAAAACAGUGUUUCGACGCGCAAGACAUUUGCAUAUUACCGAAAGUGGAAGGACCGUGCAGAGGAGACUUCAGACAGUGGUAUUACGACCGAAGCAGCGACAGGUGUUUCCAGUUUAGAUACGGCGGAUGUCAAGGUAACACGAAUCGAUUCAACGAUCGCCAGUCUUGUGAAGGUCGAUGUGUGCGCAAUCCCACGAGUGCCACGACCGUCUCGCAGUCAGCCGUCGUUCCGUCUCGACCUAGCGACGCUUGUCUUUUCUCACUGGACCCCGGCCCGUGUCUUCAAACAGUCGAGAUGUGGUACUUCAAAUCGUCUUCGAGACGUUGCGAGACGUUCAUCUUUGGAGGCUGCGAAGGCAACGCCAACCGCUUUGAGUCGGCCGAUGUCUGCGAGAGAACCUGUCAGCCGUACAUUGACAGUGCAAAUCAAAUUGACGUCGAUGUGCGCAUACCUCCUAAAGUAACCGAAGAACCGGCGAUGGUGACGGACAUAUGCGAGGCAGGUCGAGUGCGGUGCAAACAGUUGACGGAGGAGGCGGCUGCUCAAUGUCCUUACGGGCUGGAGCAUUGGGUGAACGCGAUUGGUUGCGAAGACUGCCGCUGUUACAACCCUUGUUUGCCAGGGGCCGACCAAAAAUCGGUAUGCCCACCCGACUACCAGUGUAUAGUAGACGUGUUUACAUCUGAGAACGGAGAUUCCAAGUAUAAGCCCACGUGCAGACCCGUGUUCAAACCUGGAGAAUGCCCACAGUUGGCGGUUUAUCAGAGUGACUGCGCCGAACAGUGUAAAACCGAUGCGGACUGUAUAGGAGACGACAAGUGCUGCUACAACGGUUGUGGAACAUUCUGCUUGCGACCACUACCGGUCAACCAGACGAGCACGCCUGUUCCGGUCAUUGCUUCCCAGGAAAAAGCAUCACCACCGCAAAUUGUAGACGUUGCCGACACCAAAGUCGAAGCAGAAGAAGGUAACUACGCAUCCCUCAAAUGUUUGGUGGUGGGUAACCCUACGCCCACAAUCGUUUGGCAGAAGAACACGACGUUGAUUGACGGAACUGGAGGUCGUUAUAAGCUUUCGUCCGACGGCACGCUGCAAAUAAUCGGUUUGUACAGAUACGACUCUGGUUUGUACAUUUGCAUAGCCACAAACGGAAUUGGCGAUCCCAUCAGGAAAGAAGUUUACUUGACCGUCAAAGACCCGGUACCACAUCCUGCCAACGUGAUCGGCGAGGACAGCACUGGUGCUGUGGUAGCUCUAGACGGUCCCGCGGUACUGCAGUGUUACGCAGUCGGUUGGCCCCGACCCAUAGUUACCUGGUGGCGUGCAGACCGGAUGCUGCCUUUGAGUUCAGAUCAAUACGAACAAAGGCGCGACCAUUCGCUGAUCGUCAAGCUCGUCACUGUCCACGUUUUGGGUCCUUACACGUGCCAGGCAUACAACGGGCUGGGACGGGCCGCUUCGUGGAGCAUAACGCUCCAGGCGUACGGUACGCCCACGGCCGACCAGCUGGACAACCCGUACUUGGUGCCACCGCCAAGAGACCCGGUAACCGGUCACAUUAUCCGUUACAAACCGGUCAUGGUGAAAAUCACCAGACCGCCGCCCGUACUUAGACUGACCACUAGCACUCCGGAAGUGAUCGAGUCCACCACGUCAAAGGUGUUCACCGUACCCGUUCGGGUCAACAUAACGAUGCCGGUCACCACUUUUGGAGUAGGAGGUGACUUAACCGUACCUUGCUCGGUGGACGGUUACCCUACACCGUCUGUGGUUUGGUACAAAGACGACCAACUGGUCCGGAACACCGAGAGGACUCAGACGACUGAAAACAAUCAGCUGGUAGUGGUCCAUACAAACUCAUCGGAUUCCGGUGUGUACAAGUGUGUAGCUUAUAACGCUUACAGUUCAGACGAGAAGUCCGUCAACAUUACAAUCGAAGGUCUAUACAUUCAUCCCAACUGCACGGACAACCGGUACUUCGCCAACUGUGCGCUGAUCGUCAAGGGAUUCUAUUGCAACCAUGCUUACUACAAAAAGUUCUGCUGCGAGUCGUGCACCCGAGCCGGUAUGUUACCUUCCACGGGCAGCGGUUCCAAUCUAGAUUUCCAGUACAUCGGCUCCACCCUUAGACGGUUCAGAAGAGAUCUAGUCAACAAAAUCUACAAUUUAAACUUGUUCUAAAACCGCGUACAUAGUAUAGCCUCCGAUAUAUAGGUACAUGUAUUGUUUUCCACUUCGUUUGAUGUCUUACAAUAUUAUACAACAAUAACAAUAACAUAUAAUUACUAAAAAUAAUUUAAUCCAUUUUCCUUAUUCGACCCAAAACCCUUUUUGGGGCGAAUAAGGGAAUGACCCUUGGUCAUUGUGAAAUCUAACGAUUGCGGACACUCAACUGUCCGCCGUUAACACAUGAAAUAAUAGAACAAAGUAAAUACCAUUCGGGUACCUAUACAAUUUUAGUCGUACCCGUUGCCGUUUUUGGAUAAAUUCACUUAUAUUUAGCUGUGUAGUUUUUAAAUUAUUAUAUUUGCCAUCAUAUUUGCAAUACCUAUGUUUAAGGUUUUAGAUUCUUCAUAAAGGCUUUCUCCGAUCCGACUCUCUCGAAAGUAUUUAUUAGGCGAGGUUUUACUUUUCUCAUUAAAACGACUAUUUAAAUUUUUCCAUUAAAUCCGACUAUGUACACACAUUUAAUAUUUUUAAAAUCGCGUCACUCCGGUCACCGACUGAUAGUUUAGGACCAAAAUUUGUAAAUAAAAAUCAAUAUAUACUUCCUCCUUUUUCGUUAGUGUCGUCUCUUGUAAUAAUCUUAUAGAGGCAGACUUCACGAGUAGGUAGCGCUGUCGUUAACCUAGUAUAGUUAUUAACACCAUAAUAUUAUUAUAAUAAUAAUAUAACAUUAAUUAUAUAUUAUAUUUAUUGAGUUUUAUAUGUGUUUCAAUAUUUGAAUAAAUUUAGCAUGUACGUAUAUCUGUAUUGUAGUGUUUUAAUUAUGAAUAUAAUUAAUAGGUAGGUAUAUAUAAGUACCUGUUCGUGUAACCAAAUGUAGGUACAUAUUUAUAGUUUUUAGUUUAGCUCCUAAUAUAAUAUUAUCUAUACCUGUAGGUACCUAGGUAAAUACAAAUAUCAAAACACCUAGGUAUCUAGCAGAAUAGGUAUAUUAGUAAUAUUAUAUAGUAAGUUCAGUUAUAAUACGGUUAACAUUGUCGGCAAAUUGAAUAAGAAAAAUCAAAAAAUGAAAAAAAUGUACAUUGGUACAUUAUUCUACUAAAUUUUGGUAGUUGUAUAAUUUUUAACCAUUUUCCUCACUUCGCGAUGAAUUGUCCUACCUAUAUUCUUUAUUAUGUAUAUGUAACACGUCUAUUAUUUAAGAAUUAUAUAAUUAUUACUACUUAUUAUGAUACCGACCUUUAUUAUAAUCUCCUUUUCGACUUAUAUUAUUAGUUAAUAGUGAUGAAAAAUU
Messenger RNA from Adelges cooleyi (spruce gall adelgid), 9152 nucleotides. It is a transcript of the gene Ppn, whose product is annotated as papilin. Gene Ontology annotation, cellular component: extracellular matrix; extracellular region. Bases 170 to 7873 code for a protein of 2567 amino acids. Gene Ontology annotation, molecular function: serine-type endopeptidase inhibitor activity; metalloendopeptidase activity. NCBI's taxonomy places the organism in Eukaryota, Metazoa, Arthropoda, Insecta, Hemiptera, Adelgidae. Gene Ontology annotation, biological process: extracellular matrix organization. The transcript is spliced from 40 exons. The record is from RefSeq and is a predicted model, not a curated record.